Molecule: messenger RNA, 4749 nt
Organism: Myotis brandtii (Brandt's bat)
Lineage: Eukaryota; Metazoa; Chordata; Mammalia; Chiroptera; Vespertilionidae
Gene: LTBP4
Product: latent transforming growth factor beta binding protein 4
Exons: 35
Molecular function (GO): calcium ion binding
Source: RefSeq, a predicted model, not a curated record
AUGGCCAGUGACUGUUGCCUAGCAACAAGCAUUGAAGAUGUCCUGGAUCCCAGGCAGAAGGGAGAAAUUUCGGCAGCGCCCCCAGCAAAUGCUCCAGCCACAGGUGUUGUUGCUUGUCGCUGCUGCCCAGCCCGGUCACUCAGGAGGAGCCGUUGCUUCAGAGCCUCCUGCAGGGUCCAGAGCUGCCCACCCGAAAAGUGUGCAGGCCCUCAGCGGUGCCUGGCACCAGGGCCCCCUGCACUGCUCAGCCCCAGCCCCAGCCCCAGCCCCAGCGUGAGGAAGAAACAGGUGUCCCUGAACUGGCAGCCACUGACGCUGCAGGAGGCCAGAGCUCUACUGAGAAGGCGGCGGCCCCGUGGGCCAGGGGGCCGGGCACUGCUGAGUAAGAGGCCCCCACAGCGCACUCCUGCCGGCCAGGCCCGGGUCCUGUGUCCCUUGAUCUGUCAUAACGGCGGUGUGUGCAUGAAGCCUGACCGCUGUCUCUGCCCCCCGGACUUCGCUGGCAAGUUCUGCCAGUUGCAUUCCUCGGGCGCUCAACCCCCGGCGCCGGCCAUGCCAGGCCUCACUCGCUCAGUGUACACCAUGCCACUAGCCAACCACCGCGACGAUGAACACGGUGUGGCAUCUAUGGUGAGCGUCCACGUGGAGCACCCGCAGGAGGCGUCCGUGGUGGUGCACCAGGUGGAGCGCGUGUCCGGCCCUUGCUGCGGAGGGGCCGGCGUGGCCUGGGGCGUUCACGACUGUCAGUCGUGCUCGGAGCACCCGGGGAACUCCAACCGAGUGGGAGCCCCAGGUGGUCCGUGUCCAGCUGGCUUCGAAAGGGUUAACGGGUCCUGCGAAGAUGUGGAUGAGUGCGCGACUGGCGGGCGCUGCCAGCACGGGGAGUGUGCCAACACUCACGGGGGGUACACGUGCGUGUGCCCGGACGGCUUCCUGCUGGACUCAUCCCGCAGCAGCUGCAUCUCCCAACACGUGAUCUCAGAGGCCAAGGGGCCCUGCUUCCGCGUGCUCCGCGACGGCGGCUGCUCGCUGCCCAUUCUGCGCAACAUCACCAAACAGAUCUGCUGCUGUAGCCGUGUGGGCAAAGCCUGGGGUCGGGGCUGCCAGCUCUGCCCACCCUUCGGCUCAGAGGGUUUUCGGGAGAUCUGUCCUGCUGGCCCUGGCUACCACUACUCGGCCUCUGACCUCCGCUACAACACCAGACCCCUGAGCCAGGAGCCACCCCGAGUUUCCAUCAGCCAGCCCCGUGCCCCACCCUCCACCCCUCGGUCACCCACAGGCUUUCUGCCCACCCAUCGCCCAGAACCCCGGCCUGAGCCUCGGCCAGGGCCUGAGCUUCCCCCACCCAGCAUCCCGGCCUGGACUGGUCCUGAGGUUCCUGAACCAGGUCCCUCCGCGGGCAUGUGCCAGCGCAAUCCCCAGGUCUGCGGCCCGGGACGCUGCAUCCCCCGACCCAGGGGCUACACGUGCACGUGUGAUUCCGGUUUCCGGCUCAGCCCGCAGGGCACACACUGCAUUGAUGUGGACGAAUGCCGUCGCAUGCCCCCGCCCUGUGCUCCUGGGCGCUGCGAAAACACGCCAGGCAGCUUCCGUUGUGUGUGCGGCCCCGGCUUCCGAGCUGGCCCGCGGGCUACUGAGUGUCUGGACGUGGACGAGUGCCACCGCGUGCCGCCGCCCUGUGACCGUGGGCGCUGUGAAAACACGCCAGGCAGCUUCCUGUGCGUGUGCCCCGCUGGGUACCAGGCUGCACCCCACGGAGCAGGCUGCCAAGAUGUGGACGAAUGCAUCCAGAGCCCUGGCCUCUGUGGCCGAGGUGUCUGUGAGAACCUGCCUGGCUCUUUCCGCUGUGUUUGCCCGGCUGGCUUCCGGGGCUCAGCGUGUGAAGAGGAUGUGGAUGAGUGUGCCCAGGAGCCACCACCCUGUGGGCCAGGCCGCUGUGACAACACCGCGGGCUCCUAUCACUGUGCCUGCCCUGCUGGCUUCAGAUCCCGAGGGCCAGGGGCCCCCUGCCAAGAUGUGGAUGAAUGUGCCCGUAGCCCCCAGCCCUGUGCCUAUGGACGGUGUGAGAACACAGAAGGCAGCUUCCAGUGCGUCUGCCCAACAGGCUUUCAACCCAGCCCUGCUGGCUCCGAGUGCGAGGAUGUUGAUGAGUGUGAGAACCACCUGGCGUGUCCUGGGCAGGAAUGUGUGAACUCCCCCGGCUCCUUCCAGUGCAGGGCUUGUCCUGCCGGCUACCACCUGCACCGUGGCCGAUGUACUGAUGUGGACGAAUGCAGUUCGGGCGCCUCCUGCGGCCCCCAUGGCCACUGCACUAACACCGAAGGCUCCUUCCACUGCAGCUGCGCGCCUGGCUACCGGGCGCCGCCUGGCCGGCCUGGGCCCUGCGCAGACGUGAACGAGUGCCUGGAGGGCGACUUUUGCUUCCCCCACGGCGAAUGCCUCAACACCGACGGCUCCUAUGCCUGUACCUGUGCCCCCGGCUACCGGCCCGGACCCCGCGGAGCCUCUUGCCUCGACGUGGACGAAUGCAGCGAGGAGGACCUCUGCCAGAGCGGCAUCUGUACCAACACCGACGGCUCCUUCGAGUGCGUCUGUCCUCCGGGACACCGCGCCAGCCCCGACCUCGCCUCCUGCCUCGACGUGGAUGAAUGUCGAGAGCGGGGCCCGGCCCUCUGCGGCUCCCAGCGUUGUGAGAAUUCCCCCGGCUCCUACCGCUGCGUCCGAGACUGCGACCCUGGCUACAACGCGGGCCCUGAGGGCACCUGUGACGAUGUGGACGAGUGCCAAGAAUAUGGCCCGGCAAUUUGUGGAGCCCAGCGCUGUGAAAAUACCCCUGGCUCCUACCGCUGCACGCCUACCUGUGACCCUGGCUACCAGCCCAUGCCUGGGGGCGGAUGCCAGGAUGUGGAUGAAUGCCGGAACCGGUCCUUCUGCGGGGCCCAUGCCGUUUGCCAGAACCUGCCUGGCUCCUUCCAGUGCCUCUGUGACCAGGGCUACGAGGGGGCACGGGACGGGCGUCACUGCGUGGAUGUGAAUGAAUGUGAAACACUGCAGGGCGUGUGCGGAGCUGCCCUGUGCGAGAAUGUGGAGGGCUCCUUCCUCUGCGUCUGCCCCACCAGUCCCGAGGAGUUUGACCCCAUGACUGGGCGCUGUGUUCCCCCACGGGCUUCUGCUGGCACAUUCCCAGGCUCACAGCCCCAAGCACCUGCCAGCCCCGUCCUGCCAGACAGGCCACCCCCUCCUCCCCCUCCCCGCCGGCCCAGCCCACCCAGGCAGGGACCGGUGGGCAGCGGCCGCCGGGAGUGCUACUUUGACACGGCAGCGCCAGAUGCGUGUGACAACAUCCUGGCUCGGAACGUGACUUGGCAGGAGUGCUGCUGCACCGUGGGGGAGGGCUGGGGCAGCGGCUGCCGCAUCCAGCAGUGCCCGGGCACUGAGACAGCCGAGUACCAGUCACUGUGUCCCCAUGGCAGGGGCUACCUGGCGCCUAGCGGAGACCCAAGCCACCGGAAAGAUGUGGAUGAGUGCCAGCUGUUCCGAGAUCAGGUGUGCAAAAGUGGCGUGUGCGUGAACACGGCCCCGGGCUACUCGUGUUAUUGUAGCAACGGCUACUACUACCUCGCCCAGCGACUGGAGUGUGUCGACAACGACGAGUGCGCGGACGAGGAGCCGGCGUGUGAGGGGGGCCGCUGCGUCAACACCGUGGGCUCUUAUCACUGCACGUGCGAGCCCCCGCUGGUGGCCGGCCGCUCCAGCAGGAGAGGAGGCCGAGUGUCAGUCCCACCCUGAUGCAUGCUGUCUCUGCCCUCAGAUGACAACCUGGGAGUGUGCUGGCAGGAAGUGGGGGCUGACCUCGUGUGCAGCCGCCCUCGGCUGGACCGCCAGGCCACGUACACAGAGUGCUGCUGCCUCUACGGGGAGGCCUGGGGCAUGGACUGUGCCCUCUGCCCUGCCCAGGACUCAGAUGACUUUGAGGCCCUGUGCAAUGUGCUGCGCCCCCCUGCAUAUGGCCCCCCACGGCCUGGUGGCUUUGGACUCCCCUACGAGUAUGGUCCAGACCUCGGUCCACCUUACCAGGGCCUUCCAUAUGGGCCUGAGCUGUACCCACCACCUGUGCUACCCUAUGACCCCUACCCACCGCCACCUGGGCCCUUCGCCCGCCGGGAGGCCCCCUAUGGGAUGCCACCCUUCGACAUACCGGACUUUGAGGAUGAUGGUGGUCCCUAUGGUGAAUCUGAGCCUCCUGCUCCACCUGGACCCGGCACCCGCUGGCGCUAUCGGUCCCGAGACACCCGUGGCUCCUUCCCAGAGCCAGAGGAGCCACGUGAAGGCGUGGGCUACACUGGCGCCCUGGCUGGGCCCUACGAGGGGCUGGAGGCGGAGGAGUGUGGGAUCCUGGACGGCUGUGCCCACGGCCGCUGCGUGCGGGUCCCCGAGGGCUUCACCUGCGACUGCUUCGAUGGCUACCGCCUGGACAUGACCCGCAUGGCCUGCGUUGUGACGUGGGGCUGCCGUACCCACCCUACAGAGCAGAGCCGAGGCACAGAAAGCCCCGCCCCCUGUGCAGGCUACACAGCCGCGGGCGGCAGGGCCAGGCUCGCGUACAGCUCACGUUGUGUGAUGGCGGACAGGGACUCCUUCCUGCCCAGACCCCUGUGCACCUCCAGCGCUUCAGGAGGAGUGGCGCUCCCGCGGGGCCACCUGGAGGAUGCUAGCAUAGGGCCUGGUCUACAGGCUGUUGGUGGUUAA